GGCGUGCAGUGUGUUCUGGGCCGCCAAGACCAACGCAUCCGCACUCUCCCUUUCACGGCCACGGUCAUCGCACGGGCCUCGACGCGGCUCCUCGUUCGUUCGGGAGGGAGUAUAUAUAGAGAGAGAUCCUCUUUAUCUUACGCUCGCUCUUUUUAGUUUUUUUUGCGUCCUUUGUAGUUCGCGAGAAGGAGGAUCUUAUGUUUGUUUUUUGUAUAUGAGGACGCUUUAUAUCAAGCUUGUUCAGUGUGUCUGGAGGCGUUUUAAAGGAGCGUUGACAUCACCCAAGUUCUCCUGAAGUCUGUGAUCGGCAAAAUAAACAAGACUUCUUUCAUCACUGAAAUUCAGAAGCUUCGACGUCAACUACGGCCAGAGUGGUCGUAGUUCUGAAGCAAAAAUCCUGCAGGAACUAGGACGUCGAUGACCUGACAGACGCGUUGUCAGGAUGGUCGGGGUGAAGGUGGUCCUCCUGGCGCUGGUCGUCGGUACUGUAGCAGGUGUUUCGCUGAAGUGCGGAGAGGACAUCAUAGUCAACCGCGGCCAAAAGAAGGUCUUGAAGUUCUGGAGUUCCGAAGAUCGAUUCCUCAACGUGGACGUCAUCCAUAGGAGAGGAGAAGUGAAAGUAGGAGGAAAGGGAGAUGGAGAAACGAGAGUCAAAGUGAAAGGAAGAAGCACAACGACAACAGCAAAACCAACCCCCAGUACCACCAGCCGGUCCAGUAGCAAUACUCUAAAGACCGGAGGACAAAAGAAGGAACCGCCUCCUGUUAAGCAGAGUCAGAGUGACUUGUAUUACUCUGUAGGCGCUCGAGUGACUCCCCAGCCUCCCACGACGACCCAGUCUUUGCAAACAGAAGUAGACGUCGCGAACCACACUCACCAAAACCGAAGUAGCGAAGGCUCUCAUAAACAGCGGCCGGGCGAAGGCCUCGGUGUGAACACGGUGUUUUUAGAGGACUCGAUUGUCUAUGAUUACAAGACGGAUGAUGACUAUGUUGACGAUGCUGAUGAUGCUGACAAUACGCUGUCUCUUCAACAGGGAAUCCUGACUGAUGAUGUCAAUACUACUGAGAUUCACCAUGAACAAAAAGGUGACCUGGACGUGCAUCAGCCCGUUGUUAAUCAGGGAGCGGACAAAAAACACCACCUGAAUAAGGUGGGUCAUCGCGGCCAACAGAUAAUCUCAACGCAAGUGUUGCCUCCAUUAACUGCCUCAGAUAAGUUUUCUGCCAUUCGAAACAGCGAAACACAAACAGAACGCACUGAUGAAUUAGACAGCAUUACAACGGAGAGUCAAGAAAUGCAAGAUCAAGAAACGACCGUUAAUCCACCAAUGGAGACAGAAAUUCCUGGAUCACUAAAGGAUACAGACUUUGAAGACAUGAAUGACACCACAGAAGCCACUACUCAUAUCCCCGAUCUCCUCCGUUCAGAAGAAAUAACCACCACUGUCCCAGAACCUGCCGAAUCAACAGACACUUCUGCAGACAAGAAUAUCUCUAUCCUGCACUUGAGUGACGAAGACUUGGUGACAGACGAACCAAAUAUUUUUGCACCUACGGAAGCUGUCGAAUCGUCUACUGACAGGAUACAUGGGGACACUAUAGAUUUUCCUCUCAAGGAUGACGGGGAAGGAGGACAAAAGGUAACAGAGGCCUCACCAAAGAAACCCAGCGAGGAUGGAACGAUUGCAGGAGACAAAAACCAGACCACAGACGAUGGGGUGACUGAAUGGACCUCCUCAGUGAGCAGGCAGCCAACCAUCACCCCACGAACCCCAGGGGAGGAAGGAACGAAUCACCAGGUGGACUCUAUGGAAUCCUCUACAGACGGAACAAUGCGGGAUCAAGGAGAAAGAACGGAGUCGCCCUUCACAAGCCAAAAUCGUCUUAAGCAACCGCCAACAGUUCACGGCGAUACCAAACACGCAGGGACUACAGGGGCAGACCAAGAUAACCUUCUUGAAGUUUUUGUCGACGAUGUACCGACGAUGGUCUCACCGGGAAGUAUAAAGAAUGAAAUUCUCAUCCCAGAAGAACUGCUGCAGAAAACGCCAUCUGAAGCUACCACUGAGUUUCUCAGUGAAUUUGCAGCUGCAGGAUUCCUACAGGAGGAUGGGACUAGUGCAGAGGACUUUAGGACAACCACCAUUAUCCCAACAACGGAGGAAGUUUCUUCAUCAGAAGUAGAAUCAAAAUCAAAAGUAACAUAUUCUAAAACAGAGGAGAGUGAUGCCAGUACAUCUGAGGCAACAACUCUGAAGUAUCAAACAGAUUUACAAAGCAUCAAUGAAAUCGUUCCUGAAAGUGGCGAUGAUGUCGAAAAUGCUCUAGAAAGAUCUGAUAUUAUUCAUGAUUCAGAAGAAAAGUCUGGAGCCUCUAAUUCUGAAGAAAGUUCUGAAGAACACAGCAUUUCCAAAGAAAGCAAUACAACUGUGUCUGAAACAGCUAACAGCACUGAAAGAUCGGAAUCGCUUACUACUACAGAAACUUCAAACCAGUUUAACAAUAUAGAAAAUUCUGAAAUGCAUGAUAACACAGAGAUCCCUGAAACACUUGAUAUCACUGAAAGGUCAGAUAUAUUGGAUACUACAGAACAGUCUAAUAGAAUUGAAGCCGCAGAUAAUUCUGAAGUGUAUGAUACCACAGAUAUAUCGGAAAUGCUUGAAGUCACAGAGAAGUCGGAAAACAUCGAUGCCACAGAAAGUUAUAAUGUGCUUCAUUCCACUGAAAGACAUGCAGCGGCUGACACCACAGAGAGAUCAGAAGUGCCUGAAACGACAAAAAGAUCCGAAACACUUGGCAUCACUGAAGUCCCAGAAGGUCUUGAUGUUACAAUAAGAUCUGAUAUGCUUGACGCAACAGAAAGAUCUGAAGUUUCUAACACCACAGAAACACCUGAAAUUUUCGAUGCUACAGAAAGGAUGAAUGUGCUUGAUGAUGCAUCUAUGAUGGAGAACACUGAAAGGUCUGAGAUACCUGAUGCCUUCUUUACAACAGAAGGUAAGGAACUGUUUGAUACUAAGGAACGGUCAGAUUUGUCUGAUACAACAGAACGUAUUCAUUUCCUUGAUGAGGAAUUAAUAACAGAAUAUUCUGUGAGUGCAGACCGAGAGAAUGUUGUUGGUGAUAGCAGUGAAGAAAAGGUUGAUUAUCAUAAUCGUAUUGCAGCAGAAGAGGUGGAAGAAACAACAGAGAAGUACGUCCCCAACGAUAUCAUAACAGAAGGCAAUUUGGAAAUGAGUGUGGGUGAUAUAACUACUGUAAGUGAAGGAUUAAUUACACUUGAGAAUGAUGAGGUUCCUCAGCAGAAUGUAUUCUCGGCUGGUGGCGCCUACGAUUAUUAUUAUGUUGACUAUAUUUACCGUCCUGAUGAUGAGGCUGAGUUCGAGACCAACCCUUAUAUCAGUAGUGUUGAUUUUGAUGACACCAAUGAAGACGGUGCCAGCACACAGGCUCCAACAGGAAGUGUAAAAGAGGAUGACAGACCUGCUCAAACUACAAUGUUUCCCAUGGUUCUUCCGGCUGAGGUACUGAAGGAAGAAGGUGAAGGAAUUACAACUGCAAACAUAGAUACUGCAUCCACUGAAAGCCCUUACCACAUGACAGUUACCACACAGCAAACGACAAUGGCCGGAGGAUUCAAGAUUAAUGAGUUAGAGGAAGCAGAUACUGCAGCUAUAAUGUCUACAGCUGAUGAUUUCAAGGCAGAGGAUCAGACGACUGUAAGGACCACAGAGUUAGUUAUUGAGAAUGACGGUCUCGUCAGUGGCUCAGUCUCUCUCAUGGAUACAGAUGAUGAGGCAGACCCAGUAAGGAAUACCACAACACAAGAAGCAAGUAGUGGCAAUGAUGGUUCUCUGACAGAUAGUUUAUUCAACGAGAUAAUUGAUAGUCUAACCAUCGCCCUGGAGAACGCACCUGAGGAGAUACAAGUCCCUGUAGGUGAUUUUACUAUCAACAUAAAAGACCUUUUCGAAAUUGCAAACAACAAGAACAAAAGCGAGAAGACAAAUACCAACUUGACUUCAGCAGAGCUUCCUGUCGAACACCGAGACAAAAUAACGCUUAUAAGGAGCGAUGCUGUGGAGGACGAAGCUCAGGUAGAAGUCACGACUGAGGCUGAAUCGCCCUUUGCCCUGGAGGAUGAGGAACCAGAGACAAUGCUCAGAACAGAUUCCUUAAGUAUGGCAGGCUUUAUGGACCACAGCAUGUUGGAGAUGACAACCACAGAGGUGCCGCUGGAAGAAACGACACAGGAAGUAAUUUAUGACUACCCUGAUGUUGCUGAUGAAGACGGCUUCAAGGGUUAUGAUUACUAUGAAAGUCUUGUGGACUCCCUUUUGGCUCAGGACAGGCCUUAUGGUCAGAAUAAGACUGAGCAAGCAGUCUCACCAACGAUUGGUAAUGAAGAUGUGGUAGCAGUGCCUUCUGUUACAAGUUCUGGGCAAAAAUAUGUCUAUCCGACUCUUGAAUUCUCAAUGGAUGAUGUAAAAACUACAGCUGAACCACAGACUACAGUAGCAGUGAGCAGCAUGGAGGUAACACCAUUGCAAAACAGGAGUUCAGAAGGUGAUGGCUUGGAAAUAACAACUAUUUCCUAUGAUGUGGCCGAUACUUCAUUUGAUGAUGGCUCUGAAAACAGUAGUUCAGAAAACACAGUGGAAACAACUACCGUGUUUUCUAUCCCAUAUCUUAUCUUGCAAAACCAGGCUAUGCUGGACGAAAUUCUGACCAAUCAAAAGUUGACCGGAAGUAGCUCUGUCAUAAUCAAGGAACAAGGAAGCAAAGUAGCAAUUAGCUCCCCUGCACAAGAUGAAUCUUCCAGAGUAGAGGGAGUUACUGGUGAAAACACAGAUGAUGCAUAUACCGCAACCCAAUCCUCCUCUGAUAAUGGCGAUAUAUCAGGGAAACCAACUGAGAAUGUUACCAGUUCCUCUUAUGAAGUUGUGACCGAUGAAACACAAAAAGCUAAUGAGUCCGAUGUGCUAACAAGAGGGCCAGACACUGUUACUGGUAAACCAGAUGUUCAGGUUAGGAAACCGGGCACUAUAACUGACAGUUUAGAUGCACUUAUUGACAAGCUAGAAAACUUGGCUAACCAGAUAUCCAAUAAUCAAACAAACAAACCAGAAACUACAACAGAAACACAAAAAGGAGACAAUAACAUCAUCAGUCUAAAUACAAAAGGUGAAAGCACUGAUUCUCUGCCCCAGAGCAAUAAGACUAUAACAGACAAACCAGACGAGCUGUCCGAGAAAUCAGAUAUUGUGACAAAUGAACCUAAAACAGCCGCUGAUCAACAAGAGAUUUCAACUGCCAAGCCUGAUGCCAUUGCAGCUACAACUAGCACCUUGAAGGUUUCAACAAGCAAAGCAACAGAGCUCCCUAGCCCAGUAUCUGCUGAACCCGCCGUGCGUGAAGAAGCUACAGAGUAUUUCUGGAAUUAUGUGAGCCAGAAGACCAACACGAGUGGUCCCCAAGAAGAUCACGGCUCAGCAGGUGCUGGUGGCUCUGAAGACAGGAAGUCAGUUUCAUCUAUGGAAAGUAGCCAUGACUCUGAGACUUUAAGAGGAGGUGAAGCAAGUGAAGUUAUAAAGACUGAUGAUGAAGCAACAUUGAGGGCUACUGAGCAGAGCUUGUCAUCAACAACAAGUGAGCCAGAUCUUGCAACAAUCCUUCUUCCAUCAUCCUUUAUUGACAGAUUAGGCGAGGUUUCAAAAGAUAAAGAUAGAGAGGAGGAUGCCUUAGCUCCUGAAGCAAGACCUCCAAAUCAUUUUGAUAUCCCCGGAAUUUUCAGCCGUAAGGAUGACGAAGGCUUUACAGAAUAUGGGGGAGACUCGCCUUUCUUUAUCAAGCUUCCUGGAAGUCCAAAUGCUGUGCCAGUAUAUAUCCAGUAUGAGCCUGUGGAGGUCAAGUAUGUUCCCUCAAAACAUGACAAUGAGGCCAGCGAUGAUAACAUAAACUACAGAGAUCCUGUAACUUAUGAGAAUGAUGGAUCUGUGUAUGAAUACCAUGAAAAUCCUGAAACCACUAAAUUGACAGACCGUGAGAGCCAAGUUGCAAAAGAAGAGAACAAACCUGCUGAAUCUUCUGUGAUCUCAUCGAACUCUGAUGCAAUGGUUCCACAAAGCAGUUCUAGUGACACUCGAGGAGGCAGUGAGCAAAAUGAAGCUCAGCAGACUGAAGAAAAUUCCUUCUUGAAUGGGAUCUAUCGUAUUCUGGAUAAUGUGGCUGGAUCUGUUAGCAACCAAUAUCCUCAGAACACAGAAAAUAAGCAGGAAGGACAAAAUUUCAAACCCAACCGACCUGUUGUCAAGACUCCUGACCCCUUCUUCCUCAUGGAAGCCCCAAAACUUGGAGGCUCAUCGGAUGGCUCCUCAUCCCAUGCCUCUCAUGAUGCUACCCAUUCCACUGACGGGCACAACACCGGAUUUUCUGUUGAUGUGUCGAGUCAGUUUGGUUUUGAAAGCUCCAAGCCAGAAACACAAGGUGUACGAACAGGUACCGUGGAGGAUGUACCUAUCGGCACUAAACAGGAAGUACUUUAUCCUGGGGACUAUUACAAGCACGAUGCAUACACUGGAGUUAACCUUUUUGAUUUAACAAAUCCUGUAUUUAAUCUGAGAACCAAAGCAACCACGCCUUCUGCAGAGGACCUUAUGACUCCUCAGUACACACCUUUCCCAAUUACAACCAACCCACCCCGGACUACUGCAACCUUUGCACCCCUAUCUGCCCUGCCUCUCUCUACCUCAUUUAAUGCUCGCGAGGAGGACAAGCGUCUUGGCAACGCACCAGACUAUGCCGUUGACACUGUUAACACAACAACAGAAAGGACCACGUCAGAGAAGCCACCACCCAGUGUAGAAUUUUCACCCAUUCCGUCCAUCGACUUUGCAGACUCUUAUGAUUCUCCCUUCCUACCAGAGACCCUCUUUGACAAAGACAGACCUUUCCCUAUUCCUAUUGAGGAGUAUACACGUGAUCAGACAGACGGGUCGUCAUACAACCAUGCCGAACCUGAUUCUUACAACAACGGCUUCUCUGCAGCUCCUUUCAAAACCUCAGGUGCUCAGGGUUUAAAUAUACCUCCGGAUGGGAUAGUAACACCUGCAUCAAUGGGCCAGGUCGCAGUGGAAAACGAUGGUAAUGACAGUACUCUUCAAGAAAACCACCCUCCACCUUCGAAACCAUUCAUUGCGCAUGAUCAGAUAUGGGCUUUCCCCAAGUCUCGCGAGGAGCCUGGUCAACACGGCUUCCACGACAGCACAGGCCGCGUGUACUCUGCUUUCUACUCUCCUCUCGACGUCCCCGGCAUCGACCCCGCUCUUUUCAGCUACAGGAAGGUGCCAAGUGCCAAGCCAGUUAACUCGGACUACACAAAGUAUCCAACCGGUCAGAAUCCCCCAAGGCUCUUCGAAGACAGCGCCGUUAGGAGCGUCUUCGGCUCCGAAGAUUUCCCGUCGCACUCCUCGAAGUCCGAACACGAUGUCCUCCUUGGACCUCAGUUCUUCGACUACCUCAACACACUGCCUUACGCGCUACUAAAGAAGUUCCUCGACCCUAAUUCACCUCCGGAGACAGAGAGGGUUAAACGCUCCGCCCCGCGCGAGGGGGAACAGAUCUUCUGCGAGUGGAACAUAAGGACGGAGCCUGGUCUUUACCUACUGAUGACUUUCCACAACUUAUCUGCUGCCUACACUGUGGACUGCCACGGCGCCUACAUCGAGGUGGAGAGAGAAAAUAAUGGCUAUGACGCUCGCUGGUGUGGUAACAGGGUGUCGCUGGCUGGGUCACGACCUCAUGUCAUCUUCGCCAAGACUGAGGUCAGGAUUACUGUCUACGAUGAUGGGGCAGGUAACAAGUCCCUCCCCACAGGCUUCGAGGCGGACAUUGAGGUAAUCGACCUCUUCGAUCCCCACGAGUACACUGCUUUCAUGAGAUCGAACGCGUACCCUCACAUACGCCGUCUCCUCUAUGGCUAGUGGUCUACAGUACAAGAUGUGUGAGUCCUUUGUGAUACCAGUAGUGCCCGAUUAAUUCGCCUGACAAUGCUUUAUACUGAAUGAGUGAUCUCCCCUUGCGGUGGCUAUGCUAAAUGCGUAGCUGUUGCGGUGGAUACGCAGAAAGAGUGGUUAUGUUUGCGACGCCUAUACUGGAAGAUAUAGCUUGUGGUGUGUAAGAACACUAAUGGCAAGAGGACAGUGUCGUUUUUGGAUAAACUGCCCACGAGGCUUCGGGACCAUUUUAUCGACGUCGGUCAUUAUGUGGUGAUUGAUACCUCUCGAUGACGUUCAAGUUUAGUGUUGAUUGGUUAAGACCUAUGAAUGACGUCAUAGUUUCCCGUGUUGAUUGGUUAAUAUCUGUCGAUGACGUAAUAGUCUUUCGUCUUGAUUGGUUGAUAUUCAUAGAGGACGUCAAUGUUUUUCGUGAUUAUUAAUACGUUUGAAUGAUGCCAGUGUUUAUUUUUUCGCGGUAUUGAUUGAUACCUUUCGAUUACGUCACUUUUUUCGUGUCAUUGAUACCUUUCGAUGGUGCCAGUGUUUAUCGUUGGUCGUAAUUAUUGAUACCUUCCUGGUAUGUGCGCCAGAGAGGGUCAGUGUGUGACGGAAACGGGCAUUAGAGAAGUCGCUGUUGUAAAGUUGAAGCCCCGUUCCUCCCCUUUGCCGGUCUGACUCUUUUAAUCUUCCGCUGAAAUAUAAUCUUUCAGUUUUUUUCCCUUCUCCUCCUCGUUCCUCCUCCCUUUUUGUCUUUUUAGAUUCUCAGGGCUUCCUUCCUCAUUUCAUGGAUAUUUAAAAAUAAUCCUUUCUUUUUUUAUUUUGUUUCUAAAUUUCGAGAGUCAAAGGCGGGUAACUAGAGGGGCGUGUUGGGCUCGGUUCCUUUUCAACAGCGACUCCUCGACCCUUUAAUAUAAUGAAUACUGUGUAUAACGUAUGAUUAAUGUACUAUAUAGUAGACAUAUCUACUCGUGUGUUAUUUUAAAACGAUGGAAGUGAUGAUUUUAACAUCAUGCUGUAGCAUAUUUUGAUGACAGUAGAGGAAUUUGUUAAUCGCUGAUCGGUAAAGAUCCAAAUUUGAUUAACUUUUGUUUCUUCUAAAUCAAAUUAAGGGCAUUAUAAUUUCUGAUUUGAUUUGUAAAAAAAAAUAAGUUGUAUGAUAUUACUACUCCCCCCCCCCUCCGUUUUAUAUACGUUGUAAUGUGAAAGUCUGGAGACCCUGUUUAUAUCUGUGAUGUGUGUUUAUGAUAUGCAAUUGUGUGUGAAACGGAGAUAGAACUUAGUUUCUUUUAUGUAUAUAUAUGUAAUGAUACAAAAUAAUGAUUCUGGACUCGCUCUCUUCAAACAAAACAAAAAUCAAAAGAGAAAAAAAAAAUAAGAAAAAGAAAAUGCACACAAAGUUACCACUCCAGUGCAUCGUACUUUUAUUAGCAUGAAGUAUGAGAGCUGGAUUUUGCACAAUGCUAUGUAAAAAAACAGCCAAGCAAAAUGCCAAUUCCAUGUUAGUUGAACUUGCUACUCAAAUAUCUCUCAGAAACUUAACAGCUGAAGUAUAAAUAAGCGUUGCUAUCAAAUUAGAUACGUUUAUUUUUUUCAACGUUUCUAGAAUGAAAGGCUCUUGUGAAAUAAAAAUCCCUAACAAUUUCUUCAAACCUAGCCGUCACUAGUUUUGCCUGAAUUAAGAACAUUAUGGUAGUACAGGUAAUAAUGAGAUUACUGUACUUUGAGGUAUCGAUACAGAUACUAAUGAAAGUCUCACCUGUAUUUUGAAUGGUGUAGUUCCCACAGGUAAACGUGAUGGUCUUCUGUAAUGCCAUAUUGUAGUUACCUGAUUAAAGUGUAGAUGUGU
Molecule: messenger RNA, 9845 nt
Organism: Penaeus monodon (black tiger shrimp)
Lineage: Eukaryota; Metazoa; Arthropoda; Malacostraca; Decapoda; Penaeidae
Product: serine-rich adhesin for platelets-like
Exons: 8
Coding region: 443-7984 (2513 amino acids)
Source: RefSeq, a predicted model, not a curated record